UCGCGAUUUUAUCAAAUAAAGCAUAGUUUAUUGAUGUUGUUAUCUGUCAGUGUCUGUAUUUUUGCAAGUGUGUGUGUAUGUGUGUCGGGGAAAGAGAGAGAGAGAGAGAGAGAGAGAGAGAAAGGGAGGGAGUAAGAGAGAAAAUGUAGGUUCUACGUCAUACCAUAGUUUUAUCAAGUUUUUUUUUUGUUGCGAUAAUAAAAUCAGUAGGGAAGAAGUUCAUGUAACAUACGACUUGACGUCAGUCUUCGCACCAAAAAUAAGUUAGUAUUAUUCUAUUUAUUUUGAAUUCGCACUUUGAAAAUCUAUAAAUAUGGCUAGAAAAAAUAGUGCAGCAGUACUUCACGGUAUCAAUGAUUUACGUAUUGAGCCAGUGGAUAUUGUAGAACCGAACGAUAAUGAAGUCCUUCUGAAAAUGGCAAGCGUUGGCAUAUGUGGAUCAGAUGUUCAUUACUUAGUUCAUGGAAGAAUUGGUGAUUUUGUAGUAGAUCGUCCUAUGAUAAUUGGACAUGAAUCUUCAGGAACUGUUAUUCAGCGUGGAAAAAAUGUAAAACAUUUAAAUGUUGGCGAUCGAGUAGCUAUUGAACCUGGAGUACCGUGUAGAACAUGUGAAUUUUGCAAAAGUGGUCAUUACAACUUAUGUCAAGAGAUACAGUUUUGUGCUACACCGCCAGUUCACGGAAGUUUACGAAAAUUUUAUACACAUGCAGCUGACUUCUGUUACAAAUUACCAGAUCAUGUAUCACUCGAAGAAGGAGCCUUACUUGAGCCUUUAUCUGUUGGAGUACACGCAUGUAAAAGAGCUGAAGUUGGAAUUGGCUCAAAUUUAUUAAUUUUGGGUUCAGGUCCAGUAGGUCUUGUAACUCUUGUAGCAGCGAAAUGCAUGGGUGCCAAAAAAGUAGCAAUUGCAGAUUUGAUGGAAUACAGACUAGAUCUUGCUCGUAAAUUAAAGGCUGAUGUUGUAUAUCCCAUUGUUAAUACCAAUACAGAACAAGAAAACGUUGAUAAUAUUAGUAAACUUAUGGAAUGCCAACCUGACAUAACAAUAGAUGCUUCUGGUGCAGAAUCUUCAAUACGGCUGGCCAUCCGUAUUACUAAAGCUGGGGGAAAAGUUGUUUUAGUUGGAAUGGGUAAACCUGAAAUGAAUAUACCACUAGGUGAUGCUCUUGUAAAAGAACUUGAUAUAAGAGGAGUUUUUCGUUAUGUCAAUGACUAUUCAGAUGCCUUGGAUUUAGUAUCAACAAAAAAUAUUAAUUUAGGGACAAUCGUUACCCACAGAUAUAAAUUUGAGGAAACUUCGCAGGCUUUCGAUACUGCUAAAUCAACUCAUUCUGGUGCUAUUAAAGUUAUUAUUAAUCUUGAUUAAUCAAUGAUUUGCUAUUUAAAGCUGUAUGAAAUAGAAUGAAAAACGUAUGUAAUGAUGUAAAAUCAAAUAAAGUAGCAAACAAACUUUCAAUUA
Molecule: messenger RNA, 1459 nt
Organism: Nasonia vitripennis (jewel wasp)
Lineage: Eukaryota; Metazoa; Arthropoda; Insecta; Hymenoptera; Pteromalidae
Product: sorbitol dehydrogenase
Exons: 8
Coding region: 314-1366 (350 amino acids)
Biological process (GO): D-sorbitol catabolic process
Molecular function (GO): L-iditol 2-dehydrogenase (NAD+) activity; zinc ion binding
Source: RefSeq, a predicted model, not a curated record